Molecule: messenger RNA, 762 nt
Organism: Carica papaya (papaya)
Lineage: Eukaryota; Viridiplantae; Streptophyta; Magnoliopsida; Brassicales; Caricaceae
Source: RefSeq, a predicted model, not a curated record
AUGUUGGUCUUGGCUGAUGGUGACUUGGCAGAGCAAUACUUGGCGUGGGUCGUGAGGAAUUUAGUCAAGCUUGCAGGUUUAAGCCAAAAAGUCAUUAGCCGACCUAUAUCUGAUCAUUUCCCAAUAUGCCUUGUCCUGGAAGGCAUUAUAUGGGGUCCCACACCUUUUACAUUGGACAACAAGUGGCUGUUCGUUGAGGGGUUCAGGAGAUGGUCAAAGGAGGAGGAGAGCAGAUCAGAGAAGGCUUUAAAUGAGAAUCUUAAAGAACUAGGCUACCUUGACGGUAAAGAGAUGGAGGGCAGUUUGGGUGAGCAGAGUAGGAUAAGGAGGGAGGAAGUAAGAAAAGGGGUGGUUGCAGUGAUGAAUCUGGAGGUUGUGUCUUCGAGACAAAAAGCUAGGGAGAAAUGGCUUAAGGAGGGGGAUAGAAACACAAGAUAUUUUCACUAUUUAGCUAAUUUCCAUAGGAAAAACAACUAUGUGGAGAAACUUUGCUGUAAUGGGGAACUUGUGAGAGGCAAGGAGAGUAUGAGGAGGGGGGCCAAACAAUUUUUCCAGCAUCUCUACUCUGAAGAUGAAUUUAGAAGACCCAACCUUAAUAAUUUGUAUUUUAGGAGACUAGGGGAUGAGAGUAGAAAUGGUUUGGAGGCUGCGUUCACGGAAGAGGAAAUCAAGGGAUGCCUUGAUGAGUGCAAUGGGGAGAAGGCACCGGGUCUGGAUGGUUUCAAUAUGAAAUUCUAUCAAGUUUUUUUGGAACGUGAUUAA